CAUGAUCCUGCAAGCAAGCAGAAGGCCAAGAAUGCCAAUGUAUUCUCCCCUUCCUGUGUACGCUAUUCUUUUGCUUCUUUCUUGGCCAUUCAGUUCGGUGCCUAUUUGCUCAUCCGAUAAUCGGCUUGUCGCUGGCAAGCCGCUCUCCCCUGGCAGUGUCCUCGUCUCUCAAGAUGGGGUGUUUGCCCUGGGAUUCUUCUCCCCGUACAACUCCACUAAGAACCAUCACUAUGUUGGCAUAUGGUACAACGACAUCCCGGAGCGCACGGUGGUAUGGGUUUCUAACCGUGCGGCGCCGAUCACCACUAACCUUUCCUCUGCAAAUCUUGCCGUCACCGGCAGCUCCGACAUAGUCUUGUCUGAUAACAAUGGUCGUGUCUUCUGGACAACGUACAACAGCAUCAACAUCAACUCCAUCUCGGUGGAAGCAGUGUUGGACAACACUGGCAACUUCAUCCUUAGAUCAUUAACUGAUAGUACCAUCCUAUGGCAAAGCUUCGACCACCCUACCGACACUCUCCUACCCGGCAUGAACCUCAGGCUCAGCCACAACACGCUUCCACUGCAGCACCUCGUCUCCUGGAAAGGCCUACAUGACCCAUCCCCCGGUGAGUUCUCCUACGGCGCAGACCCUAGCAGCCUCCUCCAGUGCUUCGUCUGGAAUGGCUCGAGGCCACACCGGCGAAGCCCGGUGUGGACAAAUUACCUCUAUGUUGGUGGAUUCAACGAGUCUACCAUUUAUAUGGCCUUACAUCACGCCGGUGACGAGGUGUACAUGUCCUUCAUCAUGCCGAUUGGCUACUUCGUCCUGCUGGUCAGGAUGGAGAUUGACUACUUGGGCAAGGUAAAUCUACUGAUCUGGGAGAGCAACAUGUCUGCAUGGAGAGCCCUGUAUGCAGAGCCUCAACAUGAGUGCAAUAUGUACGGCUACUGUGGUCUUUAUGGUUACUGCGACAAUACAGAAGUUGUCCCAGUUUGCAAGUGCCUUGAAGGUUUUGAGCCGAGGGAUGGUGAAGGAUGGAUCGCCGAUGGCUUCUCACAUGGAUGCCGCCAGAAGGAGGUGCAGAGGUGCACCCAUGGAGACGGUUUCUUGGUCUUUCCAGGCAUGAAGGUCCCUGACAAGUUCAUACAUGUCCCGAGCAGAAGCUUUGAUGAGUGCACGGAGGAAUGCAGAAGCAAUUGCUCCUGUGUGGCAUAUGCUUAUUCCAAGAUGAGCAACAUGGAUAUUGAUGGGGAUGACACAAGAUGCCUGGUAUGGAUGGGAGAUUUGAUCGACAUGGAGAACCACACUCAAGGAGGGGAGAACCUCUAUGUUCGGACUAAAAGAUUACAAG
Messenger RNA from Triticum dicoccoides, 1334 nucleotides. RefSeq names its product S-locus-specific glycoprotein S13-like. The transcript has a single exon. The record is from RefSeq and is a predicted model, not a curated record. The annotation marks the transcript as partial. Gene Ontology annotation, biological process: recognition of pollen. NCBI's taxonomy places the organism in Eukaryota, Viridiplantae, Streptophyta, Magnoliopsida, Poales, Poaceae.